This is a messenger RNA of Cucurbita pepo subsp. pepo (vegetable marrow), 594 nucleotides long. RefSeq lists its product as uncharacterized. The record is from RefSeq and is a predicted model, not a curated record. NCBI's taxonomy places the organism in Eukaryota, Viridiplantae, Streptophyta, Magnoliopsida, Cucurbitales, Cucurbitaceae.
AUGGAGAAAUUUCCUCUGUUUACUGUUCUGAUUUUGUUUUCGGCCUUCACCGCCGUCGUUUUCGGUUACGAUUCGCCGGCCGCCGCCCCAAAACCCACUAAAACGGCGCAUUCUCCGUCUCCGGCGCAUUCGCCGGUGGUUUCGCCGCCGACUCACUCUGCAUCUCCGUUGACUUCUCCGACUUCUUCUCCACCGGCGAAAACUCCGGCUAUUUCUCCGUCCUUGGCGACCCCACCACCGGUAUCUCCUCCGAAGGCUCCGGCUGCUGCGCCUGUUUCUUCGCCGGCGGCUAGUCCGGUAGUGAGUGGAGUUUCUCCGCCAUCUCCUCUGCCUUCCGAUGCUUCUCCGGUGACUGCACCGGUCGGAGCUCCAGUGGAACCAGAAAUCCCGGCAAACCCAAUCACUGGAGGGACUCCUGUGGAGACGCCGUCGAUAUUUCCGUCGAGUAGCAGCCCGCCAAUGUCGACACCGGCGAGCCUAGCACCGGAAACGGCAGAGCUGCCUGGAAAGGACGCGUCGGCGUCAGGGAAGUACAGAAUCGGGGCGGAGGUUAUUUUGAGUGGGCUGUCUUUAUGGGCCGUUUGGGCCUUUUGA